This is a messenger RNA of Tilletiopsis washingtonensis, 4393 nucleotides long. RefSeq lists its product as hypothetical. The record is from RefSeq and is a predicted model, not a curated record. The transcript has 2 exons. Gene Ontology annotation, biological process: chromatin remodeling. Gene Ontology annotation, cellular component: cytoplasm. Bases 14 to 4348 code for a protein of 1444 amino acids. Lineage: Eukaryota; Fungi; Basidiomycota; Exobasidiomycetes; Entylomatales.
CAGCCUCGCAGCGAUGACGAGCGCGCGGCGCGCAGGUGGCGCCUCGGCCGUCAAUAUGCGGCGCUUCCAAGAGCUCAAGCCGACAUGCGUCGAGCUGCUCGGCCUCGCGACGCCGCGCGGCAUCGCGUCGGCGGCGCUGCCCCGGCUGCUGCGCCAGCUGCACGCCAUACUCGAGCGGCACACGAGCGCGGCGGCCGCGCACGAGCCGCUCUCGCCGAGUCUGGUGCACUACGCUUUCUUUCCGCUCGCGCAGCUGCUGCGCGCCUCGCCGCGCGGCGCCGCCGACCUCUCCGACGGCGUGCGCGAGGGCGUCUUCCUCUGUCUCGGCUGCCUCGUGCAGGCCUGGUGGCGCUCGUGGUGCUCCGACGAGCACGCCACGCCCGAGACGCCGCCGCUGGCGCAGCGCUGGCAGGUGUGGGAGCAGCUGCUCAUGCUCGGCGCCGUGGCGCUGGGCGGCGCGCCCGAGGUGCAGAGCGCCCAGUCCUCCUCGUCGCAGGCGCGCACCAGCGACGAGACGCGCUUGGCUGUCGCGCGCUUCCUGCAGGCGCUGCUCGCUCCACGCGCUGCGGCUCCUGCUGCGUCGGACAUGCCGCAGAAGAAGAAGCAGGCGCCGCAGGCCGUCGAGUGGGAGUGGGACGGCGUGUCGGCGCUGCCCUCGCUCGACGACUACGAGGCAGACACUGCCAGAGCGAGCGCAGCAGCGGCUGCAGCGCGCGAAGAGGCAGAGCAUCGGCCAUCCGGGCAGUGCUAUCCACUCCCUGCGCACGUCCGCUUCGCGCGCGACAGCGGAGCUGCCCGAGGUGCGCUGGCGCACUCUCUCACCGCCGCGCUCGACGCUGCCUCGGAAUCUUCGCACUCUCGCAGCACGCCCACCGAGCUGGGUCUGGCUGCUCUAGACGUGGCGCGCGCCGCGCUGCUCACCUGGCUCACCGGAGAGGAGCUCUCGGAAGUGCCGACGGCACUCAGUGCGCGGGAGGCGGCAGAGAGAGCGAAGCGCGCCGCCGUCUUUAUGCCCGGCAGCGUCAGUGCGCUCGUGCGGAUAGCCUCAGGCAAAGCCAAAGCUGUCGACGGCGAGACAGGCAAGGCGAAGUCGUCGCAAGUCUCUGGCCCUUUGGCCGCGGCUGCCACAUGCUUGCUCGGCGACCUGCUCAGAAUCUGCUUGGACGAUCGCGCAAAUGCUGCUGUGCAAGCAGCCAAGUCGAAGGCGAAAGCAGAGCCGGCGACUCAAGACCUGAGCCUCGAGCGCCUCAUGGCUCAGACUCAGCUCUCGGAGGCAGACGUCGUUGAAAGCUCGAGGCCAGAGGCAACGCAAGGCGACGCGGCCGCCGACACGCCUGCUAAAGUCGUACAGCUUGCAAGCACGCUCGCACGAGUCCACAGUGCACUGCUGCUGCUCUCGCCGCUUGUCUACCACCAGCACGCAGCAGCCCAGACGGCGCUCGUCACGCUCGCCUCUGGGCUGAUAGAGCACGGGAUAGGCACCAUCUCGUGGCACGACCAGCGCGUCGGCGAGGCGGCCCUCGUGUCCGAAGAGGGCGCUGAGGCAGAGCAGCCUGGCAUGCUGCAGUUGCUCGUGCGCUGGCUGCUCGACAUCGCUGGCUCCCCCGCUUCGCCAGCCGCCGUCACAGAUGCCGCCGUCGCCUCUGUGAUGGCUCUGCUGGCCGAAGACAAGUCGUGUAGUGCUGCGAUGCUCGCUGCGCUCAAGGCGGAGCUGGGGUGGUCCAUGCAAGUGCUUCCUCGCGCUGUCGUUGCCCACCGCGAUGAGCGCGCAGCGGCAGUCGCCUGUCGGCUCAGCGUGCUCUUGCGCAUCCUCAGCUCGUCGACAGUCACGCAGUCCGUGCUGCUGGAGCUCGUCGGCCCGCAAAGCGGCGCACAGCGCUGGGCGGGCAGACUGCUCGAGUGUCUCGAGCUCAGCGACGAGUACAGCGGAAACACUGCGACAGAGGGCCGACGCGCGGCAAGACUGCGGCUCAAGCAUCUCGAUGCGCUCUCGUCCAACGCCGUGCUGGACAUGCUGCUCGAGCUAGGGCAGGCAUCGGCGCGCCUGGCACUCUCUGCGGCCCAGACGGAUCUGCUGCCGAGCCGCUCUGACGCACUCUUCCUCGUCCGCCACUUUACGCAUGAGGCAGCACGGCUGCGCACGGCUCGAGCGCCUCUCUCAUCCGAGGCCAGUCUCAGCCGGAGGCGCUCUGCAUCUGCCCUUCUGGUCGCCGACGAGCUGCUUCGAGGCGCUGCACUCGUGCUCGACGACGAGCGCAUCAAGCUGCUCGCCGGCAAGGAGGGUCGCAGGAGCCGCCGUGCGGCGCAUCAGCUCGCGAGAGAAGUCGUCGCUGCCGUCGUCGAGACGUGGGACGCCGAUCAGGAGGAGCUGCUGCAAGCCACAGAGAGCAAGCGUGCGUCGGCCGGCGAGCAGAGCAAGGAGCUGCUCGAGGCGCAGAGUACGGCCGAGAUCGAGCAGUCUCGCGGCCUGCCGCUCGAAGACACAUCCGCGGCGAUUCCCAUGGGCUUCGGGCCGGCGCUCGACCUCGGCUUCGUUGCCUCUGCGACUCUGAACAGCUCUGGCAGCGCCACACAGGUCAGCGCCGAGGUGGCACAGGCACGAGCCACCGAACAGGCCAGCUCGCAGCUGCGCUUCGGCGAUGCGCUGCUGCUGUCGCUGCUCGGCUCGUGCGCCGAGCUGCUGGGCACAGCCUAUCGGCCCUUCAUGCUGCACACGCUCUAUCCGCUCAUCUGCGGCCUCGCUUCGCAGCAUGCUGUUGUCCGCGAGGCCGCAAGCGAGGCGCUGCGCCGCAUCGCGCAUGCGACAGCGUAUGCAAGCAUCGAAGGCUGCGUCCUUGACCAUGCAGACUAUGUGCUCGGCGCGGCCAGCCAUCGCUUGGUCGCUGGCCUGGCGCCAGAGCUGGAGCAGCUUGCGAGCAUCGCUGCUGCUCGACAGGAGGCUGCAGCAGCCGAAGCACCCAACGCGCUCAUCGAGUCUGCUCAUCACGGCGCGAGCAAAGCCCUGGCAAUCAGCGCCUCGCAGCUGGCGCCGCUCGUCAGUGCACAGACGGCGCCGCUGGUGCUGAUCGAAGUCAUCCGCAUGCUCGGCAGCGACGCCCUGCCGCUGGUGGAGGAUGCCGUCGACGAGGUGCUCGACGCGCUCGACCGCUUCCAUGGCUACGACGACCUCGCAGACCGCCUCAUCGGCGUGCUCGAUCGCCUCAUCGACGUCAUGGCGGAUGACGAGCGCGCUCGCUCCUCAGGCCGAGCGGCCCGGGCUCUGCACGCCGGCGCCGCAGCGAUGGGCGUGCCCGAUGCCCAGGCCGAGUUUGUCGCUCUGCAAGAGUGGCUGCGCCUGCGCCGCGAGCCGGCGCCCGCCGAGCCAGCUUUCGAUCCCCGAGCAAGUCCCGAGAAGCCGGCGCCAAAGCCGCAGCGCAUGGGGCCUGACGACGAUCCUGAUGCGGCCACACGCACGCAGAUCGUCGUCUCGAGCAUCCUAAGCAAGUGCGUGCCCUUCCUGAGCCACCACUCUGCUUCGCUGCGCGCACGCGUGCUGCGGCUCCUCAGCCGCGGCGUGGCAAUCCUGGCACCGCAAGGCCGCGAGGCCGAGCUGCUGCCCGUCAUCAACAGUGCCUGGCCCAUCGUCCUAGCGCGUCUUGGCUCCAACAGCAGCGGGCCCGGGCCGCAAUUGCGCCGCGGAGCGAGCGUCGACGAGAUGCGAGCGAAUCUCACGGAGCGCGAGGCGUUCGUGUGGAUCGAGGCGGCGGCGCUCGUCGAGAUGCUGGCGCUGCACGUGCCCGACUUCAUCGGCCGCAAGCUCACCGGCGAGGCGUGGCCGCGCCUGGCCAGGCUGCUGCGCAUCGCAGACCUGCAGGAGCGUCUGCAGCUCACAAGCGCCAGCGGACCUGCGCACUCGCAGCCGGCCAUCUCCUUUAUCCUCAGCGAUGCGCCAUCGCACGCUGCCCCUGCCACGCGCCGCAAGGCCGAGGCUGCGGCGUAUCGCAGCUUCGACGUGCACGGCCCCACGGGGCGCAUGUGUCUGUCGACGUGUGCGGCCGUCGCCUCCAUCGUGCGCCAUCUCGGCGCAAGCAUCGAGGAGGGCGUGGCGUGGGACAUGGCCACGCAGCCGCAGCUGCUUGCCUGUCUCGAUGCGCGGCAGCCGGCGCAGCUGCGCGCCGCGGCGCACGAUCUCUACCGCGCACUAGCGCAGCGCAACCAGGACGCCGUCUGGGCCGUGCUCGAGGGUGCCAUGGCGCCCGAAGGCAGCGAGGACGCGCCAGGAGGCUUUGCGGCGUUCCUGCGCCAGCCGCACCUCGACAUUGCGGCGUCGCGUGCAGCCGUGCUUGCGCCCUCGCAUCGGGUGCCUUGAGGUCUGGAGGACAAGACAGAACAUAAUUGUACAACAGUCUGAACC